This is a messenger RNA of Ambispora gerdemannii, 143 nucleotides long. NCBI's taxonomy places the organism in Eukaryota, Fungi, Glomeromycota, Glomeromycetes, Archaeosporales, Ambisporaceae. The record is from the annotation of a GenBank genome assembly.
ACAUGUUCUCCAAUUGCUAUAGCUGAAGAAAUUAAUUUGACCAUCAAUCUGAUCAUUAAUAAUAGUUCUUUCAAGAUCUCCAAAUUAUUGAAUAAUUCUGAUAGUGACAAAAUCGAAGUCAUUGUAGCAGCAGUAGAAGAUGG